Onthophagus taurus is the source of this 3509-nucleotide messenger RNA. The record is from RefSeq and is a predicted model, not a curated record. NCBI's taxonomy places the organism in Eukaryota, Metazoa, Arthropoda, Insecta, Coleoptera, Scarabaeidae.
UUUUGUGUAUGGGAUUUCCAGGAAGACCAGGACGCCAUAAUUUGGCUUACUGAUGGAAAUACCCUUUGGCAAACUCUAUACUUAGUUAUUUUAAUGUAUUACCUAUAUUGUAUUGUUAUGCCAAUAAACUAUUAUUAUUAUUAUUAUUAAUUCCCAGAAAUUUUACGGUUACAGUUUUUCUGUGUAUACCUUAUUCUGUAAUAUUGUAUUUUAAAAAUGAUGUGUCAUCAGCAUAUUGUAAUGUAAUUGCUGUCUAUAAAUUUAUUGGUAAAUCGUUGGUGUAUAUAAUAUAUUGCAAAGGACCAAGCACUAAACCUUGCGAAACACCUGUACGAUCUGUUAGAUAGGAUUCCAUUAUUUUAUUAGCAACGCCUCUUAUGCCAUAGUAGCUUAACUUUCCCAACAGUAUCUUGUGGUCAACUGCGGUCACAAAAUAGUGCUUCAUCUUUUUAUCAAAAGCUUAUAAUAUAGAUUCGAUAAUGCUUGCCCCUGCAGUUAUCGUCGAUCUUUGUCUGCGGUAGCAGGUGUGAUUUUCGUUCCACAUACUGCCGCUAUCAAAGUAUUAUAAGUAUUCUGCUGUCUGUGUAUACUGUGAUAUCGUCAUAUCAAAUAUUGUAUAAGACUUCCUUGAAUAUUUCUUCAGAGUAGUGGUUGAAUAAAAGUGGAGAAAGAAUGCAGCCUCGAAGAAUUUUAAUUGCAAAUUUCUGUAUUGAUCUUAAUGGUAGUUGACUGGUUCCUGUAGGAGUUUCGUUUGAUCCUCCAUCUCCAUGUACUCCGAAACCUCCACCAUCUUUUCAUUCUCUGAUGGAUGAUUUUAAGAAAUAACUGGAAUGUUUCCAUUUAUUAAAUAUGUUAGUCAAGAAUUUAAUAGAUUUAUCAUCAAAAAGCUAGAUUCUGAGUACAUUUCGUCUAAUCCCAGAGCUUUUCCUUCUUUUAAAGUGAGAAUGACGACUUUGAUUUAAUUUGUUAUGAUAUUAAGUCCAGAUUAAGAUCAAUUUAAACUCAUUAUCUCAUAAAUGUUGUAUGGGAAUAAGAUCUUGUGGUUGUGGAGGUGUGUAACUGAUGAGAAACAUAAAAUAUUGUACAAAGAGAGAGAACUAAAAAGAAAGGAAGAAAGAUACUGGUUAAGCACGUUUAAAAAAAAAUUGUAUAUUUGAAGAGUUUAAGGAAAUAACACGUGUUUUAUACCUUUAAUGUGAAAUAAAAGUUGUAACUGUAAGUAGAAACAUAACUAAAACAUAAAAAAUCGAUUAAUAGUUAAAUAUUAAAUGUUGAUUAAAUAAUUACAAUUUAAUUCUAGCUAUGUUAGUAGCGUUUUAUCGUGAUCUUUUAAAUCAUUUUAUGCAUUCUUCUAUCCGUAUACACACCUUACUAUAGAGGUAAUAUUUCUUUUUGUCUUUUAAUAACUUAAUUAAUAUUUUUUUUAGCCAACAUAAAUUUCUACUACAAUUUGUAUCUACAGUUCUUGCAUACAUAACAAUCUCGUUUAUGUUAAUAAUUAAUAUAAAGUGUUAAGCUAUUAAUUAAUAUAGCUUUAAGCAGAAUUGGAACAAAAAUGCUUUUAUAUAAAAACAUUAUCAGUUGCACAAAUGUCUUUAUUAAGGUAACAAAAGUUAAUUUAAAAAAAAUUACUCUUACAUUUUUUUUAGGAAAUGUUAACUACUCACACGUUUUUAAAGGAUCAUAAACUUCCCCUUAAAAUAUUAUCAACAAUUCUCGCUUGCUUAACACUAUUCUUAUUAGCUCCAAUUAUUUUAAUUUGUUUAAUUAAAAAUAACUUGAUCAAAUUAUUUUUGAAUCUUCGUUACGAUGGAAAAUGUGGAAUCGUUUCGGGCGUGGAUUCAUAUUUUGAAUGUAUAAAGAAUCAACCUUCUUAUGUGAGCAUAAUAGAACAUUCUGGAUCAAUCGAAGAAUUACAAACUAUCAUCAAAAAAUCUACAAGUCGCUUAUUACAAUCCCAUUAUAAAUUUUCAAGCACAAUUCAUAACAUUUUUGGAGUAUAUUAUUAUUUAAAAAAUCAAGUUUUUUUAAAUGAUGUAUUUUCCAUAGAAAAUAUUGAUGUUUCGAGUAAAGAUCUUCUUAAAAAUUAUUUGGAAAAGCAUUGUUUUUCCGAUUUUGGUGAUAAAUCGUUAUGGAAAGUUGUACUGUUUGAAACUUCGAUAAAAUGGAACGAAAUGGAUAACUCAAAAACUUAUUACGCGAUUUUAAUCAGAUUUAAUCAUUGUUUGGGUGAUGCAAUAGCUUUAUCGAUGUACCUCCAACAAUACUUCUACAACAACGUUAAAAGCAAAUAUUUCGAAAAAUUAAGAAACAAUUCAAAAAGUAAAGAUGUAUUUAAUAGAAGCAACUUAGGAAGUCUUUUAUUUCCUGGCUCUAAAUUAAAUUACACCGAAAUAAAUUUAUUCCCAUCUCACCAAAAAUUAGCUAUGUUUAACGAAGAUGAACCAAGAUACAUCCAUUUAAUUAAAUACAUAAGUAAACAAUUAAAUUGUUCUUUUACGGAUGUUAUUACAAUUUGUGCUAUGUCGAGUAUCACUAAUUAUUUAAAAUUGGAAGGAGUUAAAACCACAAACUUCAUAGUUGCGAACACAUCAAGACCUCGCCACGGAGAUAAUAUCAAUUUUAUUUUGGAACAGAAAGAAUUAUCAAAUAAUUUCACAAUAGAAGCUUUUAAUUUGCCACUAAAACAGCAAAAUAUAUUAAUCAGAUUUAAAGAAAUUUUGCCUAUUUUAACGGAUGGAAGAAAUUCUGACACGGCACAAAUUAUUUAUUGGAUUACAAAGUUAUUAUCGUUCUUACACCCAAAAUUAUUGAGGAAAAUUACUCGUUUAAACUCAAUAGGGACCACAUUGGCAAUCACAAAUAUCCCAUUUGCCGAUUAUUGCAAAAUCGGGACAAGUGCGGUUAAAACUAUAUUCGCAUUCCCUAACAAUUUCGAAAAUACAAAAUUCCUUUUGGUGGUGUCCACGUUUCAAGAUAAAUUACAAACCAUCCUGAUUACAAAAAAAAAUCUAAAGGUAUCUGGGGAAAAACUACAAGAAAUAUUAAACAAUUGUUUUUUAAAUAUUAAUCGUCUUUAUGAGGAAGUGAAAUUAAAUGAAAUUAAAUAAUUAGUGUUUAUCAAAAUUUUGGAAUUAAUUUUAUGAAAUAAAAAUUUUGAAGAAAAUGACCUUUGCUUCUGUUAUGACGGAAUUAUUCUUGAUAAUAAUAAUAAAUCCAUUAUUGCCUAAUUAAUUCAUACAAGUAUUACAAACAAAUAUUUCAGUAGCAAACAUUUCACUUUUUUUUAAUGUCUUCUAUGUCAUUAGUUUCAUAUUCUCUGGUAAUUUAUUAUACAGAGAGAAACCUGAUGUUUAGGUGGCCGAUACACUUUUGCAUUUUUAGUUUCAUAAUAAUGAACAUUAAAUCCUUUCUCCCAUUGCUCCUCUCUCUCGCUUAUGUGCAUAAUACACACAAAUAUACAGGGUGUAUCUGAAUGACAUGCCCAAACUUCAGGGUGUGAUUCUUUA